Messenger RNA from Prosopis cineraria, 1834 nucleotides. Its product is annotated as xylan glycosyltransferase MUCI21-like. NCBI's taxonomy places the organism in Eukaryota, Viridiplantae, Streptophyta, Magnoliopsida, Fabales, Fabaceae. The coding region runs from base 234 to 1667 and encodes 477 amino acids. The transcript is spliced from 3 exons. Gene Ontology annotation, molecular function: glycosyltransferase activity. The record is from RefSeq and is a predicted model, not a curated record.
UUGAGCGCAAACAAAAGAACGACGCGUCCUCUUCCUUCGGCUCGAACCUGAACCGAUCGAAGACCAUAAUCCCUUCAACCCAACUCUCUCUAUCUCCCUCCUCCCUCUCUUAAUAUUUGAAGUUUCAACCCAGAAAUGAUCUCAGAAAACUAAUGUUUUCUGAAAUCCUUUAGAAGAGAUUCAUUCAUCCGAUUGAUUCCAUUCCAAUCUGAUCAGAAUUUCUGCAGUUUUUGAUGAUGAAGAAGAAGACUCCGAGAACAGCCAUGGCCGCCGGUGGGUGCCUCAUCACGGCGGCGGCGUUCUUGUUUGUUUUGAUGUUGGAGAUUAAGUACUCGCCGUCAACGGGGAGGCUCAGGCUGAGUCAAGCACACCAUCAUCAUCUUCAAGCUGGCAAUACAAGUCAUGGAAACGUAGAAUCAGAAGGGUCAACAGUGCAAGUGGAACCCACGUUGGUCCCUUCUUCGCCACCUCCUCCCGCGGAAGCAAUCACAUGCGACCGUUCUCGUUAUUUCUACGACAUCUGUUCCAUUCACGUCCCAACAGUGUUGGACCCGACCACCUCCACUUUCUUCAUCAAUCACCCAUCAGCCACUCAUCCAACGGUCCAGAAAAUUCGUCCUUAUCCUCGAAAAUUGGAAAAUUUCACCAUGUCGAGAAUUAAGGAAGUCUCCAUAAUCACUUCAAGACAACCAAUCCCACAUUGCCAUGUCACCCACAGCUCCCCGGCUCUGGUAUUCAGUGCGGGAGGGUACACCGGAAACUUCUUUCAUGAGAUGAGUGACGGGUUCAUCCCUCUUUUCAUCACCGUCAACUCCAUCUUCCAUCAAGAUCAAGACGUGGUGCUUGUGAUCUCCAAGGCUCGUGAUUGGUGGGUACGAAAGUACGUAACCUUGCUACAGAAAAUUAGCAAGCACCAGAUUAUUGCCUUAGAAAAUGAUACUUCCACUCACUGUUUUCCUUCUGCCACUCUUGGCCUCAUAUCUCAUGGAUUUCUCGCCAUAAAUCAAAACCGAAUGCCAAACUCAAAAUCACUAAAUCAUUUUCAUGAAUUCCUAGGCAAAGCUUAUGGGACAAAUAACCAUCCUUCUUAUCUUAACAUCUCCAAUCCUCGCCGGCCACGUGUUGUGCUCAUGAAUCGUCCACGUGGCAGUGGACGAGAAUUGUUGAACGUGGAAGAAGUCAAAGUUGAAUUGGAAAAAGUAGGGUUUGAUGUCAUUGUGUUUGAACCCACACCCACGACUCCACUGCGCCAAUCUUUUGAACUCAUCAAUUCAAGCCAUGCAAUGGUGGGCGUUCACGGUGCAGCCCUAACGCAUUUACUGUUUCUCCGGUCGAGAGCCGUGCUUGUCCAGGUGGUGCCGCUUGGGACGGAGUGGGUGGCGGAGGCAUGCUUUGGGAAUGCAGCUAGGGCAAAGGGAUUGGAAUAUGUUGAGUAUAAGGUUAGGACUGAAGAGAGUAGCCUCAUAGAAAAAUAUAGCAAAGAAGAUAUGAUGAUCAAGGAUCCUGUAGGAUUCUUGAAGGGAAAAUCUUGGUCAUCAAGUGUAAUGAAUAUUUAUUUGAAGGAGCAAAGUGUGAGAUUGGAUUUGAUUAGGUUUAGGAAGUACUUGAAGGAAGCCUAUAACAAGGCAAAAGAGUUUAUGGACAAAGAGCACUCAAGACAAAAUUAAUCCCCUUAUGAAACAAGAAUGAAGCCAUUCAUUAAUUAAUACAUAUGCAUUAAUGUAUUGUUAAUUUGUUAUUAAAUUUUUUUGUUGUGAUGUUUGUUUAUUUAAAAUAAACUGAUGUAACUUUUAGUCUUUCAAGUUCAUCUCAAUUAUUAAUUUGAUAUUUUAAA